Histoplasma mississippiense is the source of this 942-nucleotide messenger RNA. RefSeq lists its product with no specific name. Bases 1 to 942 code for a protein of 313 amino acids. Lineage: Eukaryota; Fungi; Ascomycota; Eurotiomycetes; Onygenales; Ajellomycetaceae. The transcript is spliced from 2 exons. Gene Ontology annotation, biological process: regulatory ncRNA-mediated heterochromatin formation. Gene Ontology annotation, cellular component: nuclear RNA-directed RNA polymerase complex. The record is from RefSeq and is a predicted model, not a curated record.
AUGGGCGGCGUCAACUCAUUCUUCUUCUGCCAUGAUUGGCCUGAGUCUUCUGAUAGUCUGUUAUCCAAGUAUAAUGAUAGGGAAGCACGCAUGAUUGUCGGAUUUUUCAUUUAUCUCCACCUCAACGGAGUGCCUGUGCAGGACAUAACCAUUUUGACUUUUUACAACGGUCAACGAAAGAAAAUUCUGAAAGCUUUAAGAGACAAUAAUAUACUGCAGGGACAGUAUCUAAAGGUAUCCACAGUCGAUUCGUAUCAAGGAGAGGAAAAUGAAAUUGUCCUGCUGUCCCUGGUCCGUAGUAAUGAGAACUCUGGAAAUAUGGGAUUCCUUGCUGUUGAAAACCGAGUGUGUGUAGCUCUGUCAAGGGCAAAACGGGGGUUUUAUAUUUUUGGAAACGCAGAAUUUCUUGCCGUGUCCAACCCGCUUUGGUGGGAGGUUGUUCAGAUUGUCAAUUGCGGCCCAAGAAGAAUCGGGUAUCGCGUUCCAAUUACCUGUGGCAACCACCAGGCCAAAACCUACAUCGCGGAGCCAGAUCACUGGUCGUUAACCAACGGAGGUUGUACUUUGAAGUGUGACCAGAAAUUGAAGUGCGGUCAUGACUGCCCGCUUCGCUGCCACGCGGUAUCACAUUCACAGGUGAAAUGUCAGCAGCCAUGCACCGAGCUCCUCCCUUGUGGACACGGCUGUGUCGAAAUUUGCGAUUGCCCCUGCAAGUGCCAAUACGGCGAAUGCGCUGUGCUGAAUGGGCGUCUUAGAGCUGGAGAAAAUUUGUCAUCAUCAACUCGAGAGAAUCCAGCUGCCACUCCAACUAGUAUACGUACCGGCCCUCCAAGGGCCCCUGGUGUACAUGCAGACUUCGUCCAGAACUAUCAGGCCUAUUCUAACGGCGGAGCCAAACAGGACGACGCACGGCUUGCCUCUAAAGAACUGGCCACAAUUUGA